Messenger RNA from Dendronephthya gigantea, 1126 nucleotides. Its product is annotated as S-formylglutathione hydrolase-like. NCBI's taxonomy places the organism in Eukaryota, Metazoa, Cnidaria, Anthozoa, Malacalcyonacea, Nephtheidae. Gene Ontology annotation, molecular function: S-formylglutathione hydrolase activity. Gene Ontology annotation, cellular component: cytosol. Bases 181 to 1032 code for a protein of 283 amino acids. Gene Ontology annotation, biological process: formaldehyde catabolic process. The record is from RefSeq and is a predicted model, not a curated record. The transcript has 11 exons.
CGUGUUACCGCCUGUUGCAUUUGCAAUUUCCAAAAUUCCAAUCCACUUUUUUGCAGACUUCCGAUCCUGUGAUCGUACGAGAGCGCAUUUUAUUCUGUUUUUUUUUGCGUCAAGAUUUCAGCUUCACUUCGUCCCCUACUGCACUUUUUUUCGCGACGUUAUUUGCAAGUACAAAGAAAGAUGUCAGAUCUUACAGAAGUAACAAGUAAUAAAAGUUUUGGUGGUUUUCAAAAGGUGUUCAACCACAAAAGCAAGGAGUUAGAGUGCCAAAUGAACUUCGCCAUAUAUAUUCCACCACAAGCCAAUGCAGGAAAAGUGCCUGUAUUGUAUUGGUUGUCAGGUCUAACCUGCACUGAGGCAAACUUUACAGCUAAAGCAGGAUGUCAAAGAAUUGCUUCAGAACAUGGAAUCAUUAUUGUUGCUCCUGACACAAGUCCACGUAACUGUAAUAUCGAUGGAGAAGAUGAUGAUUGGGAUUUUGGGACUGGAGCUGGUUUCUAUGUUGAUGCAACUGAAGAGAAAUGGAAAAAGCACUACAGAAUGUAUUCUUACAUUACCAAAGAGCUUCCAGCUCUUGUAAACGCUAAUUUUCCUGUUCUCGAAGGCCAAAUAUCAAUAUUUGGACACAGUAUGGGUGGACAUGGAGCUCUGAUCGCUUUUAUAAAAAAUCCUGGUUUGUACAAGUCUGCUUCGGCAUUUGGACCAAUUUGUAACCCAAUGAACUGUCCCUGGGGACAGAAAGCAUUCAGUGGCUACCUGGGAAGUAAUAAGGAUUCUUGGAAGGAAUAUGAUGCAACAGAGUUGAUGAAAACUUACAAAGGCCCAAAACCUGAGAUUCUUAUUGAUCAGGGAUUAGGAGACAAUUUUUAUGAUGCAAAGCAGCUCCUUCCUGAAAACUUUAAGAAAGUUUGCGAGGAGGUUAAUUAUCCACUGAAUCUGAGAAUGCAUGAAGAAUAUGACCAUAAUUAUUAUUUCAUCUCCACAUUCCUGGAAGAUCAUGUGAAGCACCAUGCUAAAUAUUUUGAACGUUAACUUUCUAUUGCAAUAUGAAAUUAUGUCUUGAGUAGCCUAAAUAUCUAGAAAAACAACUCAAUUGUGUGUAUGUUUUCUGAGUAAAAUAAAUAUU